Rhinocladiella mackenziei CBS 650.93 is the source of this 1470-nucleotide messenger RNA. RefSeq lists its product as uncharacterized. Bases 1 to 1470 code for a protein of 489 amino acids. The record is from RefSeq and is a predicted model, not a curated record. The transcript is spliced from 4 exons. NCBI's taxonomy places the organism in Eukaryota, Fungi, Ascomycota, Eurotiomycetes, Chaetothyriales, Herpotrichiellaceae. Gene Ontology annotation, molecular function: aldehyde dehydrogenase (NAD+) activity.
AUGGCUUCAAUUUCAGUCGAGAAGAUCGAAACGAGACUAUUCAUCAAUGGCAAGUUUGUCGAGUCUUCGGACGGAAACACGUUUCCGUUACGGUCGCCUACCACAAGAGAAGUGAUUGCUGAAGUCCAUGAAGCAAGUGAGCAGGAUACCGAUGCUGCCGUUGCCGCUGCAAAGGUAGCAUUCCCAGCAUGGUCUGCGUUGUCGCCGGCCGAAAGAGGCGGCUAUAUGAAAAAGCUGGCUGCCUUACUACACCAAAGUGGAAAGGAGCUUUCGUAUCUCGAAGCCAUAUCUAUGGGCCGACCUAUCUCGACUUAUUUCGACAAUCAUGCUGCAGCAAGUACAUUCGAGCAUUACGCCGAAGUGGGGUACGAGGUUCAAGGUGUCAGCAGUCUCAACACUCCCGGCUUUGUCAAUAUGACGUUCAAGCAGCCAUACGGAGUAGUGGCUGCCAUCAUUCCAUGGAAUGUGCCCCUGGUGUUCUUUGCGAACAAGGCGGCUCCGGCCUUGGCAGCCGGAAAUACUGUUGUCUUGAAAAGUAGUGAGAAGGCCCCUCUGACGUCUGCCAAGGUAGCCACUUUGAUCGAGCAGGUAGGCUUUCCCCCCGGCGUCGUCAAUGUCAUAUCCGGCCACGGUCAGAAAUCGGGGGCGAUCUUGUCUUCGCACAUGGAUGUUCGAGCACUCAGCUUCACAGGAUCUUGCCGAACCGGGCGUCUCAUCCAAGCUGCCGCAGCAAAAUCCAAUCUCAAGAAUGUGAUCCUGGAGUUGGGCGGCAAAUCGCCAGCAAUUGUGUUUGAAGAUGGCGACAUCGAUAAUGCCGUGAAUGAAACCCAAAACAGUAUUCAAUGGAACAGUGGACAAGUGUGUAUGGCUAACAGCCGAAUCUAUGUCCAAGACACCAUUGCCGACCGAUUUGUGCAAGCUUUCAAAGCGAAAUUCGCUGCAGUCUCUGCCGGCGACCCUUUGGAUGCUGCUACCAAUCAUGGUCCACAAGCAGAUUCCGCUCAGUUUGAAACCGUCCACAAGUAUAUUGCCGCGGGGGCCAAGAGCGGCGAACUUGUUCUGGGCGGAUCCGCGCACGUGGCUGGCCUUACGGACACCGCAUCGAAGGGAUAUUUCGUGACUCCCACGGUCUUUCUGAGGACGCCCGAAGAUGCGGUCGUGAUGAAAGAAGAGAUUUUCGGGCCUGUGGUGAACAUCAACACGUUCAAAACGGAAGAGGAGGUCAUUGCGAAAGCAAAUGACAGCGAGUUUGGAUUGUACGCCGCGGUGUAUACCAGGGAUAUCAACAGAGCGAUGCGGUUCGCCAAAGCGCUGGAAGCAGGAACCGUUGGAGUGAACUGCACCAGUCCCACCGUCGCCCGAGACAUGCCUUUUGGUGGCUUUAAAAGCAGCGGAAUCGGCCGAGAAGGCUUUGGGUGGAGUCUGAACAACUUCUUGGAGACUAAGACGGUGUUGAUCAAAAUUCAUUGA